GACUCGAACCUGCAAUAUGUCCGCAAGCGACUUGUCACGGGAUCAAGCCGGAUUUACCCCCGAGCAGAAAAAAUUACAAUGGUGUGAAUACGUGAGGCGAGAGAAACAUAUAGCUGAUAAGGCUUACGAUUCUUGGGGAAAAGCUUACGGUACCUGGUUAACAGAAGAGCAGAUCAAGCAAAAUCUUUCAUAUUUUAACAAUAGCAAAGAUCAUAAAGAAUAUUCAGAAUAUGAACGAUUGUUUCACCUGAAAAGGGGAUACGAAGAAAAAUUGCAUCGAGACGAUCGAGCUAAUAGGAUUGGUCUAAAUGUUCACGAUGAGGAAAGAAAAAAGGCGGUUCCUAUUCUAUCUUCAUCAGUUUACGGCAUUCGUCCAAAGCUAGAAGAACAGGCCAGACAGCAUGUGAUAAUUGAAAGCGUCAACAAAGGAUUUUAUCGAUCACGAGGGACAAAUAUUCCCAGUAGUUCAACGCCAGGAUCCUAACAUUCCAUGCUUUAUGUACCGUAUUUAACUUAAAUUUUAGUGUUAAAUCAAUGUGUUUCAUAAUACAGUAUUUGUUAAAUUUAUAUUGUUACUUACUUUGACAUAUUUACAGCCAUAAAAUAAAUUUGUGUUGAGUAACCACUUCGAAAA
Molecule: messenger RNA, 634 nt
Organism: Styela clava
Lineage: Eukaryota; Metazoa; Chordata; Ascidiacea; Stolidobranchia; Styelidae
Product: cilia- and flagella-associated protein 90-like
Source: RefSeq, a predicted model, not a curated record